UUAUCCAUAACAAUACCACAAAAUUACUUCAAUAUUUUUUAAUGUCGUUUAGUUAUCAGAAUUUUAACCAAAUACAUAUUUGAAUUAUUAAUUAAAAAUUAUCUCAUUUUGGUAUUUUUGAAAAAAUAAGACUCGUUUAUUUAUAACCAUUUUGAACAUAUAGUAAUUUUUCGUAGUAUCAAUUUAAUGAAAUAAGGCAUUAAUAUUUGCGAAAUUAUAACACUUAUCCGCUAAAUAUAAUUUACAUGACAAGAGAUUAUUUUGAUUAAAUUAAAAUGGCAACCGCAAGUAAUCAAUCUGAUUCUUCACGCAAAAACACUGACAACAAAGAUAAUGAAAGCAAAGAUGAACAGAACAAUAUGUACGAGUGUAAUAUAUGUUUGGAUAAUGCUAAAGAUGCAGUUGUCAGCGUUUGUGGUCAUCUGUUUUGUUGGCCUUGUUUACAUCAAUGGUUAGAAACUAGAUCUAGUCGUCAAGUUUGUCCAGUUUGUAAAGCAGUCAUUAGUAAAGAUAAAGUAAUACCAAUAUAUGGCCGCGGUAACACCAAACAAGAAGAUCCUAGAAAUAAAGUGCCACCAAGACCUGCUGGUCAAAGAACUGAACCAGAUGCUAACACAGGAUUUCCAGGAUUUAAUUUUGGAGAUGGUGGUUUUCAUUUAUCAUUUGGAAUAGGAGCUUUUCCAUUUGGUUUUUUAACAUCAUUUAACUUUUCAGAUCGUCCUCAUGGAGUUCCAGUAGGUCAGAUGCAACAGGAUGAUAAUUAUUUGUCAAAACUUUUCUUAUGGAUUGCAGUUAUAUUUAUUGUUUGGUUAUUACUAGCUUAAUUAUAACAAAUUGUAUACUUUAAUGCAUUAUUUUUCUGUAAAAUGGAUAAAGGUGUAAAAUAAUAUUCAUGGUAAAUUUUAUUACAAGUUCUUAUUA
Molecule: messenger RNA, 921 nt
Organism: Daktulosphaira vitifoliae (grape phylloxera)
Lineage: Eukaryota; Metazoa; Arthropoda; Insecta; Hemiptera; Phylloxeridae
Product: E3 ubiquitin-protein ligase RNF185-like
Exons: 6
Coding region: 276-824 (182 amino acids)
Biological process (GO): ubiquitin-dependent protein catabolic process
Cellular component (GO): endoplasmic reticulum
Molecular function (GO): metal ion binding; ubiquitin-like protein conjugating enzyme binding; ubiquitin protein ligase activity
Source: RefSeq, a predicted model, not a curated record